GCUGACGGAGGCGCACUAAUUAUAGGGAGUUUUAGUAGCACCUGUAAAUUGCGGGGCGCUCCUUGUCGGGUCACUAGAAUCCCCUGUAAAUACGAUGGCUUUUAGGGUUUUAUGCGCUAUAAGAACAAAAACGUCCAUGAAUUUGAUUGGCUAAAAGAUAACCUGUGGUAAAGUUGUUAAAAAUGGAGUCUCCUGGCCAGCAAAGCCACUAACAUCUCCCACCCCGGGUCGUGCCUCCUUUACCUGGCAGCCUGGACCGGGGUGCCGGGAUGGUGAAGCGGGGAUCGUCAUAAUCCCAAUGGAUCCAGAUCUUUCGGGCCAACACGAUAUAUAUCGCGGUCGACCUCUCAUGCGAGGCGUUGGCCAGUUUCGCAUUCUAAUCCUCCACCCAACUACAGAGAAUUCUCCUAAUACUAAACUUCGCGGAACUCUUCUCGUUUCAGCUCUCGAACGGGAGAGAAAUAACUUCGAAGCGCUGUCGUAUGUAUGGGGAAGCCCAGACUUGCGAACAACCACCAUUUUGAUUGAUGACAUCCCAUUUGAAAUCACCACUCACUUGGCCGCCUUCCUCUGCCACCUUCGACGGGUAAACGAGUACGCACGCGUCUGGGUUGAUCGGAUAUGUAUCAACCAAAGUGAUUGCGACGAAAAGUCAGACCAGGUCGCACUUAUGGGUGAUAUUUAUCAGUCGUGUAGACUUGUUAAUGUCUGGCUGCCGGACCCAGCCGAGACAACAAGGCAUCGUGAUAGGAAGACAGCUAACUUGGGAGGACUGCUGUCUUUACUUUCUGGUGAACAUUUCCACGACAUACCAGGGUUUGGAGUAGACGAAACCACCGGAAAUCGGACUUUCGAAGAAACGGAGGAUUUCUGUGCUGUCUGGGACGAUUUCCUUUUGCUGGCAGAGAGCCCUUGGUGGACUAGAGGAUGGACCGUGCAAGAAGCUUUUUUACCACCGACAGUUCGAUUUCUCCAUAACGCUGCAGACCCAUGCGAUAUCUCACUCAUCCAUCAAGCGAUGGGACGCACAAGUUAUUUUGACGACAUUAGAAAGCCCUGUUGUGCGGAAGCUCUAGACAUAUUCCCAAAGAAAAAGUAUAAAGCUGUGUGGGAUUUAUUUCACCAUGUCCGAAAAUUGUCACAUCGUCGGGAUGUUUAUUUGAAUCCACGUUCUGCAGACGGAAGGGAUUUCUUUUAUAUCGUCGUUUCUACAUUCGCAGCACGCCAAUGUCAACAAGGUAGAGACCGCAUAUACUCGCUUUGGAGCGCGACCGGAAAAGUUUAUAGGAGUCACAUACCCGAUUAUAAAAUUCCCGAGGAAGAAGUCUACACCUCGGUUUUCAAGAGUAUGCUGCGCGAGUCGCAGAGCCAUCUUAACAUCAUCUUCAGCUCUGGGAUGGAUUUUCGCGUAUUUCAAGGAUUGAAUUUUGGACCUAGCACAGACGGAGUCAAUAAAAGGCCUACAUGGGUCCCAGACUUUUCCCAAAGCUGGAGUGAACGGGUUGCCGAGGCAAACUUGGAUAGACUUGCGAUUUCAAGAAUGUAUCGAGCAUCAGGCUGGUCAAGGGGCCGAGUCAAAAUCAAAGGGGAUGAGCUUCGCCUAAAAGGGUUCCUCAUAGAUCGGGUCCAAGUAGUCGGCCCAGUAAUGAUAGACCCUCAUGACUCUAUAUCCGCAAAGAGGACAUUGUCGCAGUGGAAGGUUAUGAUACAAGAAUGGGCUGCCGCUCAGAAGCUAACCGUCCAAACCUGUUACAGGCAACUAUCCGCGACUAUCUGUGGACAGGUAUGUGGCGAGUUCGUAACAGAUGAAAAACGAGCCCUCUUGAAGCGCGAGUUUAUCCUAUCUGAGAUGGGUAAGACGAAUAUAGUCAGGCUGUUGAUAGAGCUUGCGUUUCAGCAAAUGGCUUGGGCCGAGCAUUGGCGACCAUUCAGACCAGACGAGGAUUGCCCAAAACGGGACGAAUUGGAUGGGUUUUUCGAGAGUGGAGAUCUGGAUCGCCUAACCCAUGUAGCCUAUCGUAACGGCGUGGUGGCUUCAUUAUUCCACCGAGCUCUUUACUUGACGGAAAAUGGACGAAUGGGCCUUUGUGUGCCACAGGCAAUGGCGGGAGAUGAGAUAUGGGGUGUGUAUGGGUCUAAGGUGCCGUUCACAUUCAGGUCGUUGAAAGGCGUAGAUGGAUAUAUGAGGUAUAAUAUGAUUGGUGAUUGCUAUUUAUAUGAUGCUAUGAUGGGAAUGCUCGUUCGAAGUGGUAUUGAGGUUAGGUUGGUGUAAGUUGUUGUCGCGGAUAGGUAGUCCUCAACUUCACCUAGUACCAUGGAUUAU
This is a messenger RNA of Annulohypoxylon maeteangense, 2323 nucleotides long. RefSeq names its product heterokaryon incompatibility protein-domain-containing protein. The record is from RefSeq and is a predicted model, not a curated record. The transcript has 2 exons. Bases 299 to 2272 code for a protein of 657 amino acids. Lineage: Eukaryota; Fungi; Ascomycota; Sordariomycetes; Xylariales; Hypoxylaceae.